This is a messenger RNA of Dioscorea cayenensis subsp. rotundata (Guinea yam), 1932 nucleotides long. RefSeq names its product protein NTM1-like 9. NCBI's taxonomy places the organism in Eukaryota, Viridiplantae, Streptophyta, Magnoliopsida, Dioscoreales, Dioscoreaceae. The transcript has 5 exons. Gene Ontology annotation, molecular function: DNA binding. The record is from RefSeq and is a predicted model, not a curated record. Bases 56 to 1759 code for a protein of 567 amino acids. Gene Ontology annotation, biological process: regulation of DNA-templated transcription.
CCGAGGCCAGAGAGAGAGAGAGAGAGAGAGAGAGAGGAAAAGGAGAAGCUCGAGAAUGGUGUCGAUCCCUUGGGAACGUCUUCCGUUAGGGUAUAGAUUCCGGCCCACGGAUGAAGAGCUUAUCAAUCACUACCUCAAGCGGAAGAUCAAUGGAAGCAUCAACUCUGACUCGGACGUCGUCAUCCCCGAAAUCGAUGUCUGCAAGUGCGAGCCCUGGGAUCUCCCUGAUCGGUCACUGAUACGAUCGGAUGAUGCUGAGUGGUUCUUUUUCUCGCCCAAGGAUAGGAAGUAUCCGAGUGGCAAUCGAGCCAAUAGGGCUACCAUUGCUGGGUACUGGAAGGCCACUGGUAAAGAUCGGAUCAUCCGAUCCCGGAACCGCAGUUUAAUCGGGACCAAGAAAACCCUGGUUUUCUAUGAGGGACGAGCUCCCAAGGGUGUCCGCACUCACUGGAUCAUGCACGAGUACCGCACUACCGAGCCUGAGUUCGAGACCGGUGAUCAGGGUGGUUUUGUACUUUACCGCUUGUUCGACAAAUCUGAUGAAAGGAAUUCAAGCCCCUCUGAAAUAGAGGGCAGCGGUCAAUCUGCCUUGCCAGCUUCAUCUUCUCCUGGUAAUACAUUGAAUGAAACAGAGGAAUUUAGUACUCCGCCCGACCAAGAAAUUCCAUCAAAUUUGUUGGAUGAUCAGCAGCAUUUGGCAUAUAGAUCCGGUUGCUCAGCCUCCCUUAAACAAGGAGAAAGUGUCUGCACUAGUAAUGCUGCUUCAAAAUUAGUUGAUCAUGAGACAAAUGUGGCUGGAGAAUCGGAGGACCAAGUGGUGGAGAACUUGUUGAAGUAUUUCAAUCCAGAUAAUGAGCAACCAUACCUUGAUGGCUUUACUGCGAUUAUUUCACCAAUGCAGACUUGUAAAGACUCCCCGAUCCUGAGUGAAAUGAAUCAGGAAUUGUGUAAGGAGCUAUUUCCAAAUGAUAUUGCUGAACAGGAGUCUAAUGAAUUCAGAGGAACGAUACUUAAUGGCCAGGAAGGGCAGUCUUCUCAGAGACGAGGAGAAGCAGACUUAGAACGCUUUCACAGACAAUUUCUUACUCCAAAGGAUACUUUGCCAGAGGCUCCUGCAUUUGCUGCCAUGCCUCUGCCCGAUGUUGUCGAAAAUGAAGAUUCUUUCUUCAAUUUCUAUGAAAUGGAACAAGAAUAUCCAUCUUUGGCUUUCUUAGGUGUUAGUGGCACUGCAGAUGAUCACUUGGAAAUUGAGAACACAAUGAUGGUUACAACCCAACAGAGCCAACCAGGGAUACCAGCUGAACAAUCAUCCAAUUACGACUAUCUCAUUGAUAACAAGGUAGGUCUUGGGAGCAUUGCAAGCACUGGUAUCAGGAUCAAUCCCCGACCCCCAAUGCCAGAGUCUUCGUACUCGACAGCACAGCAGGGUACAACAUCAAGGCGGCUCCGCCUGGAAACUACUCUGACAAGAAGGAACUCCGGUAAUCAAAGCACUGGUAUGAGGAUCAAUCCCCGGCCAACAAUGCCAGAGUCUUUGUACUCGCAGCAGGGUUCAACAUCAGGAAGGCUCCGCCUGCAAACUACUCCAACAAGAAGUAACCCCAGUGUGAGACCAUAUCAAAGAGGGGGAUCGAUAUCUAGUGCUGGAUCGUCUGUUAGCGUAACCCAUGCAAAUUUGAAAUGGUUGAUGUUCAUUGUUCUUCUUAUGAGCGGAUUUGUGUUCUACUGGUACCUAAGCUCGGUGUUCUUUGUUUACUGAUGUAGUUUUAGAAUUACAUGUUCAUGUUGUAGUUUUAGUUUUCUUGUGUUAAUAUUACUGUAAAUAGGCAAUUUUCAUGGCCGUAUGCUUAUUAUUCUUCGCCAUUUUGUAAUUUUGACUUUGUUGGACAGGUUGUGAUUUGAAGGAAGAGUUUCCUGCAAUUAUUAUUGUUA